AUGUUAAUAACUUUUGUACUUUUAUUUUAUAUCGAAAUUGUUAAAACUAGUACUAUUUCAGAAACAAGUUCGAUUGUCUUCACACGUGGUGAAAAUGGUUAUUAUUGUAUCAAAAUUCCAUCGAUAUUAGUAACAGUCACUGGAACUUUAUUGGCAUUUGGUGAAGCACGCAUGUUUAGUUGUGGUGAUUCUACGAAGACCGAUCUUGUUUAUAAACGAAGUAUUGAUAACGGGAGAACAUGGUCUAAUUUAUCCAUCCUCUACUCUACUAGUAACGAUAAAUAUGAUCGUGUUGGAAAUGUUGCACCGAUUCAAUUAGAAUACAAACAACGAAUACUAAUUCCGUUUUGUAAAAAUAAUUUAAUACUGAUGCAAACAUACUCGGAUGAUGAUGGUCAAACAUUUAUGAAACCAGAAAUAAUUCAGAAUGUAACAAAAUCAAAUUGGAAAUGGAUUGGAUUCGGACCACCAAGUGGAAUUUUAUUAAAAUCAAAUCGAAUAUUAAUACCAUCUUACUAUUCCACCCAUUUAAAUGAUAAUGGCUUAUUAUCCACUGGUAUCGUUAUGUUGAACGAUUUUAAUGGCCAAAUUGAUAAAUGGUUUAUUGGUGGCGAAUUUUCUGCCAAUGAUGAACUAUUUCCAAACAUCUUUCCAAAUGAAUGUCAAGCAGUUGAACUAUCAAAACCAAAUUCUAUUUUUAUAAAUGCACGUUCGUUCGGUACUAAACGUAUUGGAGUGUACAGCCUUGAUGGUGGCAUAACAUUUUCAAAAGUGAAUCUAAUAAAUAAUUUAGUUCAACCAUUGACAGGAUGUCAGGGAUCAAUGAUUAGACAUCCAAGAACAAAUGAAUUAUUUUAUAGUGGUUUGGCCGAUAUAAAUAUUAUUCGCAGAAAUCUCACUUUAUAUAAGAGCAAUGAUAACGGUUUGAAUUGGACAUUUUUGAAAUUAAUUUAUGAACAAUCGUCAGCUUAUUCGUCAUUAACAAUCUUGCCUGAUCAAAGUAUUGGUUUGCUGUACGAAUGGGCAAAUAAAACUGAUCUAAUAUUUCAACCAGAUUAUAUCACGUUUACAGUGGUCUGGAGGCCGUAG
Didymodactylos carnosus is the source of this 1089-nucleotide messenger RNA. The record is from the annotation of a GenBank genome assembly. Lineage: Eukaryota; Metazoa; Rotifera; Eurotatoria; Philodinida; Philodinidae.